GGGAGCUGUGUGCUAGGCUCAGUGUGGUUGUGACCUCCUGUCAUGUCAACAUGUACACUGCUGCUGCUGUCUCAGACGGGCUGUGGACUCUGUGAAUACCCCCAGCAGUGCAAGCCACCAGUACCAAAGGAGCUGUCUGUGAACUACCAGCCCUCUGGAGAAAACAAGUCUCUCUCUCUAUGCUUGGAAGAGUUUAAAACCUCUGAACCCUACAAACCUAUUGGAGAAGGUCAGCUCUCUGUGUACCUAAAGAAGCACUCUGGUCAAAGCAAAGCUUUUGACACAUCUGCCAAAAGCAUGCCUGCUGAACACUGUGAGGUGUCUGAACUAAUUGAAGCCAUGGAUUCAAGCGAGCCUUCUGAGCAAUCUGCUGAACCCUGCAUCAUUGUGGACGAAAUCAAAAACUCUUUGGACUAUACUGAACCCCAAAAGGUCAAUGGACAGAUUGAUCCCUCUGUGCACAGUGCCGAUCAUUACAACAUGAAUGGAGAACAUGCAGAGGAGAGCAAACCUUCUGUGCAUUAUAAUAGGCAUUAUGUGGGCUUUGAGCAAUGCAUCAAUAAGCCCUGUGAGGACUAUCCAGCUCUUCACAAGCACACUAAUCAGUGUAAGUCUUCCGAGUUAAGCAAAUCAUUUGAACAAUGUACUCAACAUUGUGAGUGCUUUGAGUUCAGCAAGUCCUCUGAGCACUGUGCUAAUGACUGUCUAGCUUCUGUAUUUAGGCAACACUGCGAACAUUGCACAGGACACUUUCAGUCAUCUGAACAAUGCAAGCCUUCUGAUCAACACUGUAUGUCCUUUGAGCCAAGCAAACCUGCUGAGAACUCUGUGUUUUUUGAGCAAUGUAAGAUAUAUGACUUCAUACCUGACAUCUCUGAAUCCACUAAAUCAAUCAGAUCAUUUGAGCACUGCACUGGUAUUUGUGAGUAUUCAGAAAAAUACAAUCAUAUUGAACACCCAACAGAAUAUAAUGAGACUACAAUGCCAUGUAAUGAGGAUUUAAAGCCCUCUGAGCCAACAGUUCAACAAAUUGAAAUCUGUGGGCUUUUUGACUCUGAGUUUUGCACAACAUUAGAACCUAUACAUUCUUCAGAUUUGAACAAGCCUUCUCAACGCUAUGCUGAACAAGUUGUUCCCAAUGAAAGUAGACAUGUCUCUAAAGUUUGUGAACCCACUGAGCAAACUCUGCUUACUGAACAAAGCAGUCAUCAAUCUGCUGAAUAUGAUAUACCCUCUGGGCACUGUGAACUGCAAAACAAUCUCUACGAGCAAAGUGAGACAAGUGUACAGUGUGAACUGUCUGAGCGAUGUAAUUCUUGUGAGAGGUGUCCCGGUCAACAUCAAAGCAUAAAUGACAAGUACUAUGAGCCUAGCAUUGCAUUAUAUUCUGAGGAAGACAAGUCUUCUGAGUGCUCAUCCAUUGAAACAAGGUAUUUUGAAUCUUGCAUAGAUGACAGUAUGAAUUCAGACCCAUUAACUGAUUCAGCUGAAUCCUAUGAAGCAUUAGUGGAAGAAGGAGCACCGGACAAAUCCAGUGAUGAUAAAGUUAAAUUCUGUUCAGAGAUAUGGGAAUCUUUUGACAAUUGUCCAGAUGCGGUAGAAUGUGAGGAAAGCAAUCCUGAUGAAGACAAACCUCACUCGGAUGCAGUCGUUGUUGAGGAAUUCUUUGACUUAUUCGAUAAAGAGGAUACUUAUACCUUUUCUCAAAGGCGACCUUAUACCUCCUGUUUUGAAGGGGGAGGGGUUCAUGAGCACAUUUCUGAACAACUUAAACCUCACGUGUCUAUUAUGAAUGAGGAAGAAACACAUAUGCCCUGUGCCAAAAAAGGGCUUGAACCACUUGCUUUAGAUGAGAAAAUCAAUGAGAAUGAAGAUUUUAGUCAAGAAGAAGUUGAUGAAUCUUAUGAAACUUGUGCUGAGGACAGACAAUUGAAUGUAGACUGUGCUGAUGAUGAGGCAUCAGCCUCUGGAUCCUUUGCAGAGGAGGAAACAUGUGAAUCUUGUUUUGAAGAAGCCUCAGCUUAUGAAGUUGACGUUUAUGAAGCUUUUGUAGCAAAAGAAAAUGCUAUUAAGGCUGAGGCCCACAAGCCCUUUGUUGAGGAAGAUGAACUUUGCAUUGCUGAAGAUAAAGCUGGUGAGGCUCAGGCCAAUGAACCCUUAGUUGAUGAGGACAACAUGUACGAACACAGUGCAGAGGAAGCUUCUCAUGGAUCCUCUGCUGAUGUGUCUUUUGUUGACGAUGAUGAAGCAUAUGAGGGCCAAAAUGAUCAGACUUAUGAACCAUGCUUUGAAAAAGAGAAAACUUGUGAUGAAGAAAACCAGAAAAUACGCAUCACAGAAGAUGAAUUAUACAAGCCAUAUGCUAGAGACAAAGCUUAUGGAUCCUAUGAACAGUGUGGUGAAGAUUGCAUCGCAUAUGGCUGUGAACAUACAACAUUUUCCACCGAAGGGGAAGCUUAUACACUCUGCACUGAGGAGAAAGCCUGUGAUGAAGAGCACCAUGAAUAUGAAAGCAAAGCCAAUGAAUCUAAUGUAAACCAAGAAGCUAACGGAUUCUGUGAUGAAGAAGACUCUCAUGAUACAUGUAAUGAAGGAAUUGAUGACAGCACUCCUGAGACAUAUUUUAAAGAUGGAGUGUGCACUGAGGAGGGAGAGCAUGAUGCUCCAUGUGCUGAGGAGAGUGAAUGUUCUGACUCAUUUGAGGUUAUAACCAAAGACACUGUAUUAUGCACUGAAGGAAGCAAACCAGCUAUGCCUGAUGGUAUUGCAUUCAAUGGAGAUCAAACUGAUUCCUCUACAACCUCUUUGAAAGAGAUAGAUGAGCAAAACAAGUCAUCUGAAUUGUGUGAGGAUCUGAACACACCAUAUCUGUCUGAGAACUGGGAGGAACACAAUGGUGUCUCAGAGCAUCUCCAACCCUCAGAGUCAGAGGACUUUUCAGAGCAGGUGUCUAAGAAAACAAGCCCCUCUUUCGAUGGUGCUGAACAUAGUAAAAACUCCAUGGUCAGCGAGCCACCUGAACAUCACGCCGAACAAACAGAGCCCGCUGAAAAAAGUGAGCUGGAUGAGAAAAUGGAGUCGCAUGAAUUCUUUAAGAUUGUGGCCUCUGAACAACCAAGUGAGGAGUCUGAGGAGGAGCUGAGUGACGAUGAGUCUGAGGAGUCCUGUGAAUGCGAGUACUGCGUUCCACCUAGAGACCAGGUAUUUUAAGGUCUUUGCACCUUUCUUCCACUGGAAUAGCUGUGACAUGCACCUCAUUUGAUUUAGAGCUUCGCUUUCAAAUGAUAUAUGAACGUUUCAGGUAUUGCAUCAAACUGAAAUUUGACAGAGAAAAUAGUCAAAUGUGUUUGUCAAUGUAUUUGGCCUAUUUUCUUUAUGUAUUGACCAUUCAGUUUUAGUUUUGGCUUUGGAUCAAAUUUGUGGCAACAGAACUGAAAUAAAGGAGGAUAUGGCUAAACAUAGGGCUCUUAUUGCUUGACACAGCGGGUGGUAAAUGUCAACCUAUAAAAUAUAUGAUCUCCUGACCUGGUUAUUUACUCUGCUGGGGAAAACAAAUUUGGAUUGCACGGUAUUAUAGGCUGCUUAUUUGGUCAUCACAUAUUCUCUAGCUAGUAUAGUCGGUUUCACAGUGUUGACUACUUGAUGAGGGAAGGGUUAGCUCAUAGUCAGCCCACAGACCCAUGAUAGUCCACAGUCACAUUGACAUUUACUUGUUCCAUCAACAGAACACCAGCUGUUUGGAAAUUGCUGUCUUAUGCCCCCCUAUGGACACACUCCUCUAUAACUAAUUUCUCUCAACCUCACAAGCAAACCUUUUAUCAGUGUGUUUUCUCACUACGAUUUCAUGAGGUAAUGUUAUUAAUCAUCAGUUUAAUUCAUGACCCACAUGCACAUUUUUGAAUGGUUUUUGCAUCAUGUCACAGUGUUGUCUUGAUUUGCUUUAGAGCACAAACAUUGCAAAAUAAUCCAAUUGCAUCUAUGAAUUUGAUGUCAUCAUUUGGCUCUUCAUUUACCUAACAUCUACCUAUUUGCGUUUAGGUCCCAGCAAAACCUCUGCUCCCUCAAAUCAAAUCAAAAGAUGCAGGGAAGAUCUGUGUGGUGAUUGAUUUGGAUGAAACAUUAGUGCACAGUUCAUUCAAG
Molecule: messenger RNA, 4140 nt
Organism: Coregonus sp. 'balchen'
Lineage: Eukaryota; Metazoa; Chordata; Actinopteri; Salmoniformes; Salmonidae
Source: the annotation of a GenBank genome assembly